Molecule: messenger RNA, 3449 nt
Organism: Tinamus guttatus (white-throated tinamou)
Lineage: Eukaryota; Metazoa; Chordata; Aves; Tinamiformes; Tinamidae
Source: RefSeq, a predicted model, not a curated record
AUGGACCAAGAGAGCCUUGAGGAGCUGUGGGUGGUAGAGAGCGCCGAAUCUUGGCCUCGAUACCCAGUCAAGGUCAGACGCCAGUGGAAUAAGGAGCGUUCAGUGUCCACAGGAGAAGAGAACACAGUCAGCUGGGAGAGGCAGAGAGCAAAGGGGAAGCAGAUGGAGCCUAGGAAGCCUGUGGGCAAAGGCCACGUGCGGCAGGGCUUCGUCCUGGCGGAGCGGGAGAGCUCGGUAAUUUCCCCACGCACUCUUUCUCCAGAGGCCCUGCACCGGCCCUACGGGUGGGAUGUUGAGCCCCAGGCCCUGAACGAAGCCAUCAGAUGGAGUUCCAAGGAGAACCUGCUUGGAGCCACCGAGAGCGAUCCCAAUCUCUUUGUUGCACUUUACGAUUUUGUAGCAAGCGGUGACAACACGCUCAGCAUCACCAAAGGGGAGAAGUUGCGAGUCCUGGGUUAUAACCAGAAUGGUGAAUGGAGCGAGGUACGUUCAAAGAACGGGCAGGGCUGGGUACCAAGCAACUACAUCACCCCAGUGAACAGCCUGGAAAAGCACUCGUGGUAUCAUGGGCCGGUGUCGCGCAGUGCAGCCGAGUAUCUGCUGAGCAGCCUCAUCAACGGCAGCUUCCUGGUCCGUGAAAGUGAGAGCAGCCCGGGGCAGCUUUCCAUCUCGCUCAGGUACGAAGGACGUGUUUACCACUACAGGAUCAAUACCACCUCGGAUGGAAAGGUAAGCUUCUGUGCCGAGAGGGAAGCAGGAGCAGAUGGCCUGGUGACAACUCUGCAUUACCCAGCACCCAAGUGCAAUAAGCCCACAGUCUACGGCGUGUCCCCCAUACACGACAAGUGGGAGAUGGAGCGAACCGAUAUCACCAUGAAGCAUAAACUUGGGGGAGGGCAGUAUGGCGAGGUGUAUGUUGGCGUCUGGAAAAAAUACAAUCUCACAGUUGCUGUGAAAACACUAAAGGAAGAUACCAUGGAGGUGGAAGAGUUCUUGAAAGAAGCUGCUGUAAUGAAGGAAAUCAAACACCCAAACCUAGUGCAGUUAUUAGGUGUGUGUACCCUGGAGCCACCCUUUUACAUCGUGACGGAGUACAUGCCGUAUGGGAACCUGCUAGACUAUCUGCGAGAGUGCAACCGGGAAGAAGUGAGUGCUGUCGUGCUGCUUUACAUGGCCACACAGAUCUCCUCGGCUAUGGAAUAUCUAGAGAAGAAAAACUUCAUUCACAGGGACCUGGCAGCCCGAAAUUGCUUAGUUGGAGAAAAUCAUGUGGUGAAGGUGGCUGAUUUUGGCUUAAGCCGACUUAUGACCGGAGAUACCUACACAGCUCAUGCUGGAGCCAAGUUCCCAAUCAAGUGGACAGCCCCGGAGAGCCUGGCCUAUAACACCUUCUCGAUCAAAUCAGACGUGUGGGCCUUUGGGGUGCUCUUAUGGGAAAUUGCCACCUAUGGGAUGUCACCGUACCCAGGCAUUGACCUGUCCCAGGUGUAUGAUCUGCUGGAGAAGGGCUAUCGGAUGGAACAACCUGAGGGGUGCCCUCCGAAGGUUUAUGAACUGAUGAGGGCAUGUUGGAAGUGGAAUCCACCAGACAGACCUUCCUUUGCUGAGACCCACCAGGCCUUUGAGACCAUGUUCCACGACUCCAGCAUCUCUGAGGAGGUAGCAGAGGAGCUUGGAAGAACAGCCUCCUCCUCAUCCAUAGUUCCCUACUUGCCCCGGUUGCCCAUGCUUCCCUCCAAGACUAGAACACUGAAGAAACAGGCAGAGAACAAGGAGAAUAUUGAAGGAACACAGGACUCUGUGGAGCACUCAGCCUCCAGCUCAGCACCAGGUUUUAUCAGGAGCAGCCAGGCCCCAAGCGGGUCCCCUGCGCUGCCUCGCAAGCAGAGGGACAAGUCCCCCAGCAGCCUGCUGGAGGAUGCCAAGGAGACCACGUUCACCAGGGACAGGAAAGGUGGCUUCUUCAGCUCCUUCAUGAAGAAGAGGAACGCGCCCACGCCGCCGAAGCGCAGCAGCUCCUUCCGGGAGAUGGAGAAUCAGCCCCACAAGAAAUACGAGCUAACGGGUAACUUUUCCUCCGUUGCUUCCUUGCAGCACGUGGACGGGUUCGCUUUUGCUGCCGCGCAGCAGGAUGCCAGCCUGGCGCCACCGAAGUGCUUUGGUGUGGCCUUUGUGCCGAGGACCUUCUACAGCGAGGACAGCAGUGGUGCCAGUGGUGGCGGGGGCAUGAGCGCUGGUGGCGGGUGGUCGGGCAUCACAGGUUUCUUUACACCACGCUUGAUUAAAAAGACGCUGGGUUUACGAGCAGGAAAACCCACUGGCAGUGAAGAAGCGUCAAAGCCUUUUCCAAGGUCAAACUCUACAUCUUCCAUGUCCUCAGGGCUUCCAGAGCAGGAUAGGAUGGCAAUGACCCUUCCCAGAAAUUCCCAGAGGUCAAAAAUCCAGCUGGAACGGACAGUGUCCACCUCCUCUCAGCCAGAUGAGAGCACAGGGAGGGCCAGUGACCUGCUUUCCAAAAGGUUUGAAGAAGGCCCUGCUUUGACCAGAGAGAGACCAAAAGCAAAACUCUUGCCGCGAGGCGCUGCGGCUCUCCCCUUCCGAACGCCCUCUGCCUCAGAGGAGAAGGAGGGUCCAGGGCUGGCAACAGCUCCUAAGAGUAAAGAAAAAAACACUGGCCCACGGCAGGGGCCCCCCGAGGAUGGUGAGAGGCCAGGGUGGUCGUCGCCAGGAAAGGCCGCAGCAAUACUUCCAACCACUCACAACCACAAAGUGCCAGUCCUGAUCUCACCCACGCUAAAACACAGUCCAGCCGAUGUGCAGCUUAUUGGCACAGACUCUCAGGGUAAUAAAUUUAAGCUCUUAUCGGAGCAUCAGGUCACUUCUUCCGGUGACAGGGACCGGCCCAGACGGGUAAAACCAAAGUGCGCUCCGCCGCAGGCCGCCGAGAGGAUCCCAGCAGACAAGAUCAGCAAGGAGGCACUGCUGGAGUGCGCGGACCUGCUCUCGAGUGCCAUCGCAGAGCCGACGCCGAACAGCCAGCUGGUGGACACGGGGCACCAGCUGCUGGAUUACUGCUCAGGCUACGUGGACUGCAUCCCGCAGACACGCAACAAGUUUGCCUUCCGCGAAGCCGUGAGCAAACUGGAACUCAGCCUGCAGGAGCUGCAGGUGUCCUCAGCAGCUGCUAGCGUCCCCGGGGCCAACCCUGUCCUUAAUAACUUAUUGUCAUGUGUCCAAGAAAUCAGCGAUGUGGUGCAAAGGUAGCUACUGUCAGUCUGGGUAAGAGGAGCACACUUGGGGGGGGAGGCGGGUCUUUUUCUGUACUGAUGCUUUCAAAAGGAAAGACUGAUACUUGAGUAUGUGAAGUACCUCAGAUCACUGAGUUCUCCUCACGUUUACAGGUUCAUCUCAAAAAUGGGGUGGGAGGGGGUGGAUUCGGGCUGCACGGG